CGCAUCACGACCUUAAUCGCCAUAUCGUUCAAUCCAAUCCCCCCUCACAAUCCCUCAAAAUGACCGGCCGACACAAAGCAAUCCGUCUUCCACCCCUCAAGACCCUGCGCGUCCACAACCCCAAGCGCCAGGUCGAGAAUCCCUGUAUCGCUAUCAUGUCCAGCGUUCUCGCAUGCUGGGCCUCAGCAGGUUACAACGCAACAGGCUGCGCAGCAGUAGAGAACCAGCUCCGCAAAUGCAUGGACGGUCCGGCUCCUCCCCCCGCGGGCACGAAUACGAUUAACUACCAUCUCGCACGAAUGCAAAAGUACAUGACCGGGCCAAGGAAGCAAAAGUAAACCGGAUUAAAAGAAGAAGAAGAAGAAGAAGAAG
Messenger RNA from Fusarium redolens, 372 nucleotides. RefSeq lists its product as uncharacterized. Gene Ontology annotation, cellular component: mitochondrial small ribosomal subunit. The coding region runs from base 60 to 338 and encodes 92 amino acids. The transcript is spliced from 2 exons. Gene Ontology annotation, biological process: mitochondrial translation. NCBI's taxonomy places the organism in Eukaryota, Fungi, Ascomycota, Sordariomycetes, Hypocreales, Nectriaceae. Gene Ontology annotation, molecular function: structural constituent of ribosome. The record is from RefSeq and is a predicted model, not a curated record.